Molecule: messenger RNA, 1631 nt
Organism: Cydia amplana
Lineage: Eukaryota; Metazoa; Arthropoda; Insecta; Lepidoptera; Tortricidae
Product: serine/arginine repetitive matrix protein 1-like
Exons: 7
Coding region: 256-1527 (423 amino acids)
Source: RefSeq, a predicted model, not a curated record
GGUUCGCUAAAAGUUUCGACUCUACUUCUACUCGAGACUGAAACUCACCCCCUAACGGUGCAAAAGGCACCCUUCGUAGCUACGGUGCAAAGGCGCCCUCGUAGCCGUAGCGCGUAGCGUCCUUGCGAGGCGCGUGCGUGCGUCAGUCGGCCGCAGCCGCGCGACGCCGCUCCACGCCCGGCAUGCUACGCGCCCGGCGCUGCCAACCUCACAGAAUCACCACACAACACCGCGCGCCCCUGUGCCGACGGCGGCAUGUUGGGCGCGCGGCUGAAGUCCUGGAUGGAAGCGCAGCUGGGGCGCGCCAAGAAGCGCAAGCAGAAGCAGCGGCUCCCCGCCACCACGGGCCCGCUGCCGCCGCCCCACCUCUCCUCCCCCGAGAGCGCCUACAGCACCGGGUACUCCACAGAUGGCACGUCGCCCGGCGCGCCGCCCGCUCCGCUCGCCGCUCCGCUUGUCGCUCCGCCGCCGCCGCCUGCGCCGCCCACUACACACCUUUACCAUGAGCCAGCUAAGCGUCGAUCGAGCGUGGGAGUCCGGCGCCCGUUGCCCGAGCCGCCCGUGGUCUGCAUGACCCCGUCUCCCCGGCCUCGCUGUCGCAUCCGCACCAACCCCUGGCUCGGGGCCACGUCACCCAACCCCCGGCGGCGACCCCCGCACCUUGUACAACAGCAGUCGCUCCAGUGCCCGCAGCAGACCCCUCAGCUACACCACGCGCCGUACUCUUUGGAUUCCCACCCUGCUAAGUUUAGCAACAGGUCACCGCACCUGUCGCCCCACUUGUCCCCACAACCUCGCUCUCCGUGCUACCGCGAGGGAGCGAGUAGCGACGAGGAGUGCAGGGGCAUGCGCACAAGGGGGAGAGAGACGGCCAUACUAUCGGAUGCCGAUAUAGAUUCUGAUGGGGAUACAGGGCUGGAUGGUGGGGAUGAGGACGAGCCUGAUGAGACUGCGUCGCCUGGACGAAGACGGGCAAGGAGGAGGCGGCCGCCGCGACGACCACCGCGAUCAGCUGGAGCAACACCACCACGAGCUCGACGUCGGCACGCUCCAUCAGCGCCACCGGUCCGCGAGCGCGACCCGUUAUUGGAGGCCGACCGCGAGGCCGAACGCAAGUACCGCGAGCUCAUCCGCGAGGCCGAAAAGCUGCUUGUCACCGUGUCGCGGGCUCCGCUCGAGCCACCGCAUAAUCCUAGAGUUCGUGAGCUUAGGGCUACGGAGGUGGAAGCCCCCCGCCGCAGCCCCGAGCGCACGCACCUGACCAACUUCAUGCGCGCCAACUCGCCCGAGCCGCGGCGCCAGCCCCUCACCCCCGCGCGCCGCUCCCCGCUCGCCGCGCCGCCCCCGCCCCCGCCGCCGCCCCCGCCCCGCGUCGCCCUCAGCCCCGACCGACCUCACUCCGAGCCGCCGAAGAGGAAGGCCUACCAGAGGGAUGAGGUCCUCCAAACACUAGAAGGCCUGCGCAAGAGUCUCCAGCAACAUUCAGCCCUGCUGGCUGUGCAGCGCACCCGCCUCGACUCUCUAUAGCCUACAACGGUUGUAUGUUAACGUUUCUUCCCGUCCCUGCCAAACCUAUUGUAGACCUCAGUGUAGCGUGUAGCCAAAUAGGCCGUUUACUUGGCACAUUCAAC